Didymella exigua CBS 183.55 is the source of this 798-nucleotide messenger RNA. RefSeq lists its product as uncharacterized. NCBI's taxonomy places the organism in Eukaryota, Fungi, Ascomycota, Dothideomycetes, Pleosporales, Didymellaceae. The record is from RefSeq and is a predicted model, not a curated record. The transcript is spliced from 3 exons. The coding region runs from base 1 to 798 and encodes 265 amino acids.
AUGUCUUUCCUCAGGUCCACCGCCCUCCGCGCGUCCUCUGUCGCGCGCGCCGCCCGCCCGGCCGUCCGCGCUGCCCAGCCUCUUCGCCAGAGCAUCCAGCGCAGGACAUAUGCCAGCGGCCACGGCCACGGCGAGGCCAAGAGCAGCGACGUCCCAUGGAUUGCCGCAUCUGUUGCCGGAACUGCCGGUGGUCUCUACCUCGUCUUCACCCAGGACUUCGGUCACGGCGCUCACGACGAUCACGCUGAGCACGCGCACGCCGAGAAGCAUGAGGAUGCCGAGGAGGAGCCACCCGCUGCCGAAGAAGAGGAGUCCGAGUCCAAGCCUGAGUCCACUGAUCAAACCAACGUCGACGCGCCCAAGGUGGAGAAGUCUGACGCCAACGAGGACGACGCAAGCAAGGAUGAUGCCGAAAAGGGCGACGGCCAGGACGACUCCAGCAAGCACUCCGAGUCCCGCGAGAAGGCUGCCGAGGACAAGAAGAAGGAGCACAAGGAGUCCAAGGCGCAGGCCAGCCAAGAGAAGUCCGACGACGAGUCCGACCCUUCUCCCGACAAGUCCGAUAAGGCCUCUCCCCGCAAGGAGCCCAAGAGCUUCAACGAGACGUCCGGCAAGCAGCAGGGCCUGUCCAACGACGACACCCACCACAGCACGGACAUCUCCAACAAUGAAGAGAAGUCGAAGAAGGGCGAGGGUGUUGCUGAGACCGCUAAGCUCAAGGGCACUGUCUCCACCGACCGACCUGGUGCUGAGAACAAGGAGGAGCGCGGCAAGUCCCAGAUUGACAAGGACGCGUAA